Molecule: messenger RNA, 1041 nt
Organism: Colletotrichum graminicola M1.001
Lineage: Eukaryota; Fungi; Ascomycota; Sordariomycetes; Glomerellales; Glomerellaceae
Product: electron transfer flavoprotein domain-containing protein
Exons: 2
Coding region: 1-1041 (346 amino acids)
Cellular component (GO): mitochondrion
Molecular function (GO): electron transfer activity; flavin adenine dinucleotide binding
Source: RefSeq, a predicted model, not a curated record
AUGCUCUUUCUUGCUCGAAGAGCCGCUGCCAGCGGGGCUGCUGCGGCGUCAAGUGGGCUUUUGGGGUUCCGAUCUAGGUCGGCAAGACAUCUGCUUUCCACCCUCGCGAUUCUGGAGCAGAGGGAGGGAAAGUUGAAUCAUGGAUCUUUGAGCGCCAUCACUGCUGCGAAGAAAUUGGGUGGCCCCAUCCAUGGCUUCGUGGCGGGAAGCAAUAUCAAGGGUGUUGCCAAUGAGGCGGCCAAGGUUGAGGGUGUUGAGAAGAUCAUUGCGGUUGAAAACGCCGCUUAUGACAAGGGCCUGCCCGAGAACUAUGCGCCGCUCUUGGUUGAGAACAUCAAGAAGGGCGGAUACACUCACAUAAUCGCCGGACACACUGCCUUUGGCAAGAACCUGAUGCCUCGCGUUGCCGCCCUCCUGGAUUCGCAGCAAAUCUCCGACAUCACCUCCAUUGAGAACGAGAACACAUUCGUCCGUCCCAUCUAUGCUGGCAACGCCAUCGCAACCGUUGAAUCCUCCGAUGCUAUCAAGAUUGUCACGAUUCGCGGCACGGCCUUCUCCGCCGCAGAAGUCGCCAGCGGCUCGGCUGCGGUCGAGGAUGGCGUUGACCCUAAGUCUCAGUCCACUACCGAGUGGGUGUCGGAGGACCUUGCCAAGUCUGACAGGCCGGACCUCUCAACUGCUAGCAAGGUUGUGUCUGGCGGCAGAGGUCUCAAGUCCAAGGAGGAGUUUGACAAGGUCAUGCUUCCCCUGGCCGACUCUCUGGGUGCUGCUGUCGGUGCUUCAAGAGCUGCUGUCGAUAGUGGCUACGCCGACAACAGCCUUCAGGUUGGCCAGACUGGCAAGGUUGUUGCGCCUCAGCUGUACUUGGCCGUCGGCAUCUCCGGUGCUAUUCAACACUUGGCGGGUAUGAAGGACAGCAAAGUUAUUGCAGCUAUCAACAAAGAUGCGGACGCUCCAAUUUUUCAAGUGGCGGAUGUGGGACUGGUUGGCGAUCUGUUUGACAAGGUACCCGAGUUGACUGAGAAGAUUAAGCAGCAAUGA